AGUUACUGCCAAGCGCAGUGAAGUUUUGCCGUUAGACUGCGUGAGGAGGGAGGGAGAGAAGAGUUCGGGGAACCGGGCCGCGCCUUUGGAGCCGGAUGGUUUUUUGGUACAAGAAGGAAAUUUUGAACAAGCAGAAAAACCUGAAGCUGAUGGACAUUGUAUGGGCCACAGGCAGGGAUGGUGGGCUAUGACCCCAGAGCAGACGGCAGGAAUGUCUCCAAUCUCGAGGUGGCCGUGGCUGGGUCUGUGUCUGGACUUGUCACUCGGGUGCUGAUCAGCCCCUUGGAUGUCAUCAAGAUCCGUUUCCAGCUUCAGAUUGAGCGCCUUUCUCGCAGUGACCCCAACGCGAAAUACCACGGGAUCCUGCAGGCUGGGAGACAGAUUUUGCAAGAGGAGGGCCCAACAGCAUUCUGGAAAGGACACAUCCCAGCCCAGCUUCUCUCCAUAGGCUAUGGAGCUGUCCAAUUUUUGUCGUUUGAAGUGCUCACCGAGCUGGUGCACAGGGCCAGCGUGCGCGACGCCCGAGACUUCUCCGUGCAUUUUGUGUGUGGCGGCCUGUCUGCCUGUGUGGCCACCCUCGCCGUACAUCCUGUGGACGUGCUACGCACCCGCUUUGCAGCGCAGGGUGAGCCCAGGGUCUAUAAAACCCUGCGAAACGCCGUGGUGACCAUGUACAGGACCGAAGGCCCCUUGGUCUUCUACAAAGGCUUGAACCCCACCUUGAUCGCCAUCUUCCCCUACGCUGGGUUCCAGUUCUCCUUCUACAGCUCCUUGAAGCACGCGUAUGAGUGGGCCAUGCCAGCUGAAGGAAAGAAAAACGGAAACUUCAAAAACCUGCUUUGUGGCAGUGGAGCUGGAGUCAUCAGCAAGACCCUCACGUAUCCCCUGGACCUCUUCAAGAAGCGGCUUCAGGUUGGAGGGUUUGAGCAGGCCCGAGCCUCCUUUGGCCAGGUGCGAAGCUACAAGGGCCUCCUGGAUUGCGCCAGGCAGGUGCUGCGAGAGGAGGGUGCACAGGGCUGCUUCAAAGGCCUGGCCCCCAGCCUGCUGAAGGCUGCCCUCUCCACCGGCUUUGUGUUCUUCUGGUACGAGCUCUUCUGUAACCUCUUCCACCACAUGAAGAAGGCAGACAGCUAGCCUCGAGGGCAGGAAGGGUGGCCUGAGGUCCUUCCCUGGAGGGGCCCUCGUGAAGAACGCUUGAGCUACCAUCCCGUGUUGCACUGAGAGGUGUUGCCCGGCCCCUCCCUCCAGGCCAGCUGUCCUGGGCAUGAAGAGCCGUCGGCAGCAGCCUGGAUUCCACCAGAAGGGCAAAGGGGGUUCUCCACGGGAGAGCACGGGGCGAACGCAGGACUUGGUCUGCGGGGACCCAGCCCCGCCAGUCAGAAGGGGCUGGACGUUUCUCCUCUGUGUGGCGCACACUCAGGACAACAGCUGCCCUCCGGCACGCCUUCGCUCCGGCUGCCCAGAGAACUCUCCUGCGUCUGGGUGGGCCGCAGCUUGAGUGUGAGGCUGGGGUCAGUCCUUUACAGGGGUCUGGUCCCCACACCUGGGUUCUUACUCCCACCAAUUAUUUAAUAGACAUUAAAACUAAAAACACAUUCCUUAUCUGACUCCUCCAUCUUCCCUUCCAAAUCACAUCCCUUCUCCCCAAGUAUGAGGGAAGGGAUCCCUGCCUUCCCUAAACUCUACUUUUCUCAGCAGUUGCAUUCCUCAGGCAGCUUUGCUUCUAGCUCUGGGGGAAGAAUCCCAGCUGAAUCAGUCACUUUAUAAACUCCACCCUGCUCAGAUCUUCAUGUCUAUAAAGGCACCACUCGGGCUGUUCUCUCCCUGGACAGGCUGGUCGCAGCCCGUGGGCCUCUAGGGAAAGCAGACCCCAGCAGCCCCACAGGCAGUGGGGGGAUGUGCUGACGGGGAGGGGGCGCCGGUAAAGGCAGCAGCCCUUUUCCCGUCUACUGGGGUCACUCCUCUUUCCCUGUGGGCUGGGCUAGCCCUCCUGGGUGGGUGGGAGCUUACAGCUGGGCCAGUGAGCACCUGCUGCCCGCUCAGGGCGCUCCUGCUGGGUCUGGCGUGGUGCCGUGUGCGUCCUCUGUGGUCCCGGGAAGAGGGGGUUGUGCAGGCAGCCUGCUGCAUGCACAGUUGGUGCUCCGGGAGUUGUCAGGGCACAGGAACCCACGACAGACACCCAUCGAGGCCCGGUUAGGGGUAUGAGAGGAGGAAAAUCUACAGAACACACCCACCACUUUCCACCCCAGGGGAGCCUGGCCUGAGAGGUUGGCUGUGCAGGGGGAGCCCCGUGCAGGACUUAGAGCCUGACCUCGCCUCAGCCCCGGCUCCAGCCUUUGAGCAGGUCUUGGGUGGGUGUCAUGGCUCUCGGUCCCCAUGGAUCCUGGGCCCUUUCUCACCAUUACUGUUUCGUCCCUGGUCUGGGGCUUUGUGAUGUGUCUGGUCCCCAUAAUCCUGAAGCCUCCCUGCUCUUGGGCGCUAAUUAAGAAGGUUCACCUGUGGCUGGAGGGCUCCCACACCCACAGGUUUUUUGGCAGGCAAGGCUUGCAACUGCCUGGAUGUAUUUUUUGUGAAAUUCCACUGAAGUAAACUUUGUUCUCUUCAGCUCUCCCACUCACUGGUUUCUUUCGCUGCAGCUGGGAUUGUCUUCCUCGUUCAUUUUCUGGUGACCGCUUUGGCAGCUCUUAGAACAGGAGGAGCGAGCUUUGGAUACAGGAGACCGCCGUCAGCACUUCCUUCUCGUCUAAGUGAUGGGACGAGACGGUUCUUUUCCAACCUCUUCUGUAUGCUCUCCUGCAACCCAGGGCUGACCUCAGAGGUGGCCCUGUCUGGGCUGCUGGGCCCGCGCCUCACCCCCUUGUCCCUCCAGGGACAAGACACUUCCCUGGAGUGUCUUGUCCCGACCAAGACGGACUGGGCCAGGGGCUUGCUCAACCUCAGGGUCUCUCCCAACACCUUGGGCGCCGCAAGUUGGCAACUGGGAUCCUUUCUCUUGGGCUGGCCCAUUGAUUUUCAACUUAUUUUACCAAUAUCGUUUGUACUUGGAGUAGGAGAGCGGCUUAGUGGGACUUGAUCCUCAAAGCCCUUACGACCUCCCUGCCUUCUCCGCUUUGGGGGGAGGGGGUGGGAGUGGGGAGCACACGGCCACCACCUGUUAAGUCCUGCCCCUCCAGCCCUCUUCUCUGCCCUCCCACCUUUCUCCCUCCCGCUGCCCGGCUGCGGACCACGCCCUCCGCAGGCCCCUCCCACGCCGCGCGGCCGGGCCAGUCCCCUGACCCCGUUUUAACCUGAGCUCUAGCGUGGGGCGGGGAGAGGGAUAGUGUUAGCGCUCAAGACCCAGGGCUUAAUGCGGGCUGAGGAGCAGGUCCACCCCAGUACCGAGGAGCCGGUGUGGUCCCGGAUAGCCCGUGGGAGAGCCGGGUGCUGUCAUUAGUCCCAACCUCGGAAAGAGCUGCUGCAGCUGGAUGGUCAUGGGGGAGCCCAGGAGAGAGGAGUAUAAAAUGCAGUCUUUUGAUGCAGCGACACAGCAGCUGCUGAAGACAGCCCUCAAAGGUGAACAACAUGCCCAUGAUGGCCCUGGUGAACCCCGUCUACGACUGCCUCUUCCGGCUGGCCCAGCCCGACAGUCUGAGCAAGGAGGAGGAGGUGGACUGCCUGGUGCUGCAGCUGCACCGGGUCGGAGAGCAGCUGGAGAAGAUGAAUGGGCAGCGCAUGGAUGAGCUCUUUGUCCUGAUCCGGGAUGGCUUCCUGCUCCCAACCGGCCUCAGC
Molecule: messenger RNA, 3768 nt
Organism: Orcinus orca (killer whale)
Lineage: Eukaryota; Metazoa; Chordata; Mammalia; Artiodactyla; Delphinidae
Gene: SLC25A19
Product: solute carrier family 25 member 19
Exons: 11
Coding region: 178-1134 (318 amino acids)
Biological process (GO): thiamine pyrophosphate transmembrane transport
Cellular component (GO): mitochondrial inner membrane
Molecular function (GO): thiamine transmembrane transporter activity
Source: RefSeq, a predicted model, not a curated record